Messenger RNA from Dentiscutata erythropus, 1023 nucleotides. NCBI's taxonomy places the organism in Eukaryota, Fungi, Glomeromycota, Glomeromycetes, Diversisporales, Gigasporaceae. The record is from the annotation of a GenBank genome assembly.
AUGACCACCAAAAAUGCACCAAAGACUACUGGUAAUGCACCAAAGAUCAUUGCCAGUACACCAAAGACCACUAGAAAUGCACCACAGACCACCGGAAAUGUACCACAGACAACUGAAAAUGUACCACAGACAACUAGAAAUGCACUGCAGACCACGGGAAAUGUACCACAGACCACUGACCACCGCAAAUGUACCACUGAUGGAAAUGCAUCACAAACCACUAGAAAUGCCCAAACUCCACCAGAAAUGUACCAUAGACCACUGGAAAUGCUCCAUAAACCAUUGGUGAUACUCCAAAGACCACCGGAAAUGCACUACAAACCACUGAUAAUGCUCCAAAAUACUGGAAAUGCACCAAAGACCACCACAAAUGUACUACAAACCACUGAUUAUACACCAAAGACCAUUGUAAAUGCAUACAAACCACUGGAAAUGCACCAAUGUCCACCAGAAAUGUACUAUAGACCACUGGAAAUGCACCAAAGACCAGUGGAAAUGCACCGGAAAUGCAUCAAAGACCACUACCCCGUAAAUGUACCACAAACCACUGGAAAUGCUUCAAAGACCACUGGAAAUACACCAAAGACCACUGAAAAUGCACCAAAGACCACCGGAAAUGUACUACAGCCAUUGGAAAUGUACCACAGACCACACCGGAAAUGUACAACAAACCACUACGAAUGCACCAAAGACCACCGGAAUACACCAAAGACCAUCGGAAAUACACCACAGACCAUUAGUAAUGUUCCAAAGACCACUGGUAAUGUUCCAAAGACCACUGGUAAUGCUCCAAAGACCACUGGUAAUGCUCUAAAGACCACUGGAAAUGCACCGCAAACCACCGGUAAUGCUCCAAAAACCACUGGGAAUGUACCACAAACUAUUGGAAAUGCACCACAAACCACUGGAAAUGCACCAAAGGCCACCAGAAAUAUAUCACAGACCACUGGUAAUACACCAAAGACCACUGGAAAUGCACCAGACCACUGUAAAUGUACAACUGACCACUGGAAAUGCACCUAA